Dalotia coriaria is the source of this 3544-nucleotide messenger RNA. RefSeq names its product protein phosphatase 1-binding protein bifocal (gene bif). Bases 709 to 3063 code for a protein of 784 amino acids. Lineage: Eukaryota; Metazoa; Arthropoda; Insecta; Coleoptera; Staphylinidae. Gene Ontology annotation, cellular component: rough endoplasmic reticulum membrane; nuclear membrane. Gene Ontology annotation, molecular function: microtubule binding. The transcript is spliced from 4 exons. Gene Ontology annotation, biological process: neuronal signal transduction; chemotaxis. The record is from RefSeq and is a predicted model, not a curated record.
GUGUGUGUUUGUACGGCUGGAAAGUAAAGUUUUUACCAUAAUUUUGCAUUCGCGUAAAGGCGUAAAACACCAACGCGCGCGCGCGGCCGCUCACGAGGUGAAGCAAAAGGUAAACGCAACCGAGGAGUACGACGCCCGGCUGCACGUAACCAUGGCGUGCCAUUAGGAUUUCCAUUUCCAGCGGCUCGACGCCAGCCAGCCGGUAAUAUACCCACACACCGACCAGUCGAUACACCACAUGCAAAUCGCGAACCGCAAGAAAAUUCGAUGCACAUUUCAAUCUCCAACUCAUCACCAUCUCCAAACAUUAAAAAAACAAAAAAAACUCAAGUGAAUAAAAAAUUUAAAAACUAAAACAAACAGCUGUGAUAUUUUACUAAAUACUAAAGAACCAGUGCGUGUAUUAAUUAGCAUCAAGACUGAAUUAAUUACUAAGUGAAUGUUAUCCACUGCCAAUUUGUGAAAUAUUCAAUAUUUUACCGUGUAUGGCCUCUGGAAGGGUGGAGGAAUACAAAAAACACUCAAUGUCAAAACAACAAAGAUAACACAAGUGAUAACAGCUUAUCGCGUUGGGUAAUUAUACAAUACACUUAAUACACCUGUCUCGCAGCGAAUUUUUACAGUUUGCGAGGUGAUAUCUGUGCGUUCCGAACGUGAAAUUCAAUAAAAUCUAAAUAUCGUGUAUUGAUUAGUGUGCUGUGUUUAAUCAUGACAUCGCUAGAUAACGGCAUUACUGUAGAAAUGCCGCAGUGGAAGCGCGACCUGAUAAUGAGACGUCGGGCGCAAGCACAAGCACAAGCAGAGACAUCGCCAUCAGUCAAUAAACAGCUGGACAGGGUCUGCUGCUGCCGAGGAGGAGGUGUAGUAGGAGGAAGUAGUGGUGGAGGUGGUGGCGCGUCGGUCGCGGUCGGUUGCCGGCCGCCAUUAGGCCAUCAACCUACCAUCGGCAGUGUGAUCGCGAGCGGCAAGAGUGAAACGCGUGCGUGUAGCUGCUGCUCCCCAUUGACGUUCGGUGCUGUUAGUUCGUCGUCGCCGACCACGUGUUGCGCCGACACCGUCGACAUGGUGCAUCUGCACACGGACAGUGACUCCUCGGAGGAGCUAGCGUACGGUCCCGGUAUUGUCAGUAAACUGAAGAAUCGUUAUUUGAGUCUGACCCUUCGUGAAACUGUCAUCAAGCGACGACCUUCGAUUCUACGCAAAGCGACAUCAUUGGAGAAUUUAUUGGAUGAAGAUGUUUAUACGAAUGAUAGUAAAUCCGGGUCUGGGCAUGGGGAUCAGGAUGGCGAGAAGCAGUCAGCGCGGUUGUACGAAUCGAGAACGAACGGGACCAACGGGAAUGUGAAGAAUGUCCCGUCGUCGAACCGGUAUCGUGGCGCGACGCGCGGCAGCAUGAAGCGAGCGCGUUCGGUCGAGGCCAUUUCGCGCAUCUACAGCCCGAAAGGGGACCCACCAACGGCCCCAACGCAGACCCAAACCCAACCAUCAAACAACAGACCAAAAUCCAUGCAUGAAGAACUCAAUGGCACCUUCGCCAUCAACCCAAUCAUCACACCACGCAUGAAUAAACCCAAGAGAUUAACUCCUGUGAUCACAGAGAAAGAGAAACCACCUGCUGAUGUGGUCAAGCAAGCGAAGAAGAUAUUCGAAACCCGCCCGGAGAGUCGAACCAGACCUCCACAGCAUACAGGAGAGGUUGCCGCUAAAGUAGCCACCUAUAAAACCAUCAUUAUACAAACCAAACAGGCGAACACCAUCACAAGUAAACCGCCGAUAAAACAGAAACCUGUAAUCCCAUGCGCAGAGGAACCUUUACUAACCCACAACAUCACACUGCGGAAAAAACCUACAAAGUUAAACCUAAAGUCUUCCAAUAACACCAUGACCUCACCAUUGACAUCUCCAAAUGGUAAUAUUCUUAGUCCCACAUCAAAUGGUGUGAUCCAAAGCCCUCUGAGUCCUCCAGUCAUCACCCCGAAAGCCCUACAAAGUCCCAUCCCGGAUGUCUCUAUGGUUAUACAAGAGGAAGAGGAUAAAAAGACUUCGUCCCUAUCGGAGACACCCGAUUUGAUUCUCCAUUCUAGUCCAGUGCAUGUACAAAAAGAGAAAGAGAAGGAAAAAGAAAAAGAGAAAUUUGAUAAGGAAAAAGAUAAAGAUAAAGAAGUGCAACCCGUGAUACACCCCGAACCAGAGCUCAAAAAAUCCAAGACAGAACCAUUGACGCUGGACAUCACCACGUACAAAUCACCCGUGAAUAAUCGCGAUCCGGUGCUGGUGUUAUCACCGCGCGAAAUCGAAAAGAACGCCAUCAAUGCCGCGUGCAACGGUGUUACGAAACCAGUCGUACCUAAUGUGAUAAACAACAGUCUGCCGCCACUUCCGGCCGCGCCGCCGGUGAUAACCCGCACGAAGGAAGUUGUGGUGGAGGCGCCGCCGCCACCCAAGGCGAAAACACGCAAAUCCAAGCAAAAUCAGCAAUCUGCUGAAGCUUCUUGUAUUGUUUUUAACUUUUCUGAUAGAAAAGACGUGCCGGAUUAUAUUGGGAACGAUGGAUGUGUACGGACACAACAUAUUCCUAUGCCAAAGGCUGGUGAAGGUGGAAUUACGUUAUUACCAGGAUCAACCCGACAGGAUUACUUUGAUGAAGAGGAAUUGAGCCUGGAAGGACCUCCAAGUCCGUGUGACGUGUCGUUUAUCAAUGAUAACGUGUUAAUCGAUGGAAAAUCUAGUCUUAGUAAAAAAUCCAAGAAAUCAAAGUUGCGAAUACAAUUCGUCGAAGCCAUCCCCCAGGUGUUUGAAUACCCAUCAGAAGCAUCAAUGCUCAUCGAUGACACACCAGCCCUAAAUCAACCCCUCGGUGGUACCACAGUUCCUUCACUCAGCGGCUCGACGCUGGCCAACUACACGCCCAAAGGCGCCGCCAAUGAGUUUCAACUUGGUGUCACCAAAGCACCACCACCGCCGCUCCCCACGGACAUCCUCGCCAAAGAAGACGAGGAUGUGAUAGAGCACGACACACCCAUGCUCUUCAGUUCCGGGACGAACGCCGACAUUCUCUUCUAAUUUAUAAAUCUAAAUCUUUACUUCAAUUGAAUUCAACUUGAAAAUUUUGUUUACUGUUAAUUAAUUCAUGAUUACAUCGAACUGAUACUACUGCUUCGUCGUACAUUCCCUACGUUUUUAAUCAUCAUUGAAUAUUUGUUUAUGUGUUUUGGGUAGCCUAGUUGUUGUGUUGCGAUGCAAGCUGUAUUAUAGAGAUAUUUAUUCGUUAAGAACGCUUCUGUCUAUAUUACUGUAUAAUAAAUGAGUAUAUUUAAGUCAGUUUGUAAUGUUUUAAAGGCAAGCAAUUGUAUUAUGGAAAUUUAUGUAAUGUACUAUAACUUAUACGAUAUACUAUGUCAAGUUUAACUGAAAUCAUCGAGUUUUUGAUAUGAAAAGCUAUAAAAGCGAUGCAUGUAUGCAACCAGUGCAGCCAUCUUGUAAAACUUUUAUACUUUACUAUACAUAUUCGUACGAUGCAAUAAACUAAACGAUUAAAUCAAAA